Messenger RNA from Mizuhopecten yessoensis (Yesso scallop), 1274 nucleotides. RefSeq lists its product as uncharacterized. NCBI's taxonomy places the organism in Eukaryota, Metazoa, Mollusca, Bivalvia, Pectinida, Pectinidae. The transcript has 2 exons. Bases 16 to 786 code for a protein of 256 amino acids. The record is from RefSeq and is a predicted model, not a curated record.
UGGAACGCGUGUGUUAUGCUCACACCCGGGGCCUUAGAUGAAAUUGAGUUUUGGUUGUUUAACUUACAAACUUUUAACAGUAAUGGCUCUCAGUUAAAAGAACACGUGGCGAAACAAUGUGACGUCGUGGUUUGCACCGACACGUCCGGAGAAGGAUACGGGGGCUACCUACAGCAUGUAGAUAGACCAGUCCAAUGUGACGUCGUACGCAACACACAGGUAUGUAGCACGUGGGAAAGUUUACCGUUAGACACGGACCAUGUUGACACAGACAUAUCGCAUGAAGGCGUGGCGCUUGUUACAGCAGUAGUGUCCCCCUUGGUGGACGACACAGGUAGGAUUGCAGAUACACGUAAAUUCUACAGUAGUAAUCCCUAUGAGGGGCGACCUGCAGGAGGUCUUGAUGAUAGUACCCUGGUCGGCUCGGGGGGUCGAGAGUUUAUCUCAGGGGCUAGGCGGCCUUCAGGAGGCCAGCAGUUUGCUAUACCCGGCGCGGGUCAGCUUACGGAAGUUCAGUUUCGCAGUACCCCGAGCGAGGGGCGACCUCGUGGAGGUCAAGGGCUCAGCACCGCGGGUGCCAGGUUUUUUUUGGAUGGCCAGUUGUUUGGUUCCUCUGGUAAGGGUCGACCCUCAGGGGGUCAGGUACAUUUAAAGAGUGUUCCGAACCAGGGACCACCGCACGGAGGUAGUAUAAUUUCCAUCCCUCAUGGAGGGGGGCUUCGUGGUGGUCACGCAGUCAGCGACAUCGAGGCAGCUGUGACACUCUCACAGGGUCAAGAGGCAUAGGAUUGAAGAAGUCGAUAAACGACGCAUUGGAGGCCUCGGGCAUCGCGGAAGGUUCCUCUCUGCACCAGAUGGCUAAGGGUAUGGCUGGUAGGCUGUUACAGAGUAGGAGUAUAAGCACAAACUCAAAGUAUUAUGGCGCGUUCAGAAGGUGGGAGCAGUUUAUUUCGGCUCAUUGUUUUUCAGCCCUUCCUGCAUCACCGAUUCACGUAGCGGUGUAUUUGAACUAUUUGUUAGAUAACGGAUCCACAUUUUCUACAGUGACAUCAGCGACGUACGCCAUCAAAUGGGCGCACAAUAUCAACGGUCACCCGGACCCUACAACUAAUUCAUUCAUUCGGAGCUUGGUGGAAACAUCCAAACGUGUAGCAAGGAAGCCGACUUGUAAGAAGGAACCGGUAACCAGUGACAUGCUGAUUAAUUUGUGUGGGACAUAUUCUAAAUCAAACGACUUGUUGAUAGUACGAGAUUUGUCAAUGCUUUUAAUUUGU